Messenger RNA from Arachis stenosperma, 1740 nucleotides. RefSeq names its product probable BOI-related E3 ubiquitin-protein ligase 3. Gene Ontology annotation, molecular function: ubiquitin-protein transferase activity. NCBI's taxonomy places the organism in Eukaryota, Viridiplantae, Streptophyta, Magnoliopsida, Fabales, Fabaceae. The record is from RefSeq and is a predicted model, not a curated record. The coding region runs from base 629 to 1483 and encodes 284 amino acids. The transcript has 6 exons.
AAUAUUUUUUGGCUUAUUUUCUGCAACAUCCACUACUCUCCAUUCUAUUUCUUCUAUCCAUCAAUCAUCACACAUCCACUCUCUUAAACCUUCUUUUCCAGAUCUCUCUCUCUUCUUCUUUUCCGUGAUCCUUUUGGUCCAUCGUUCUCUCUCGAUGUCUAUCAACUUGAUCCUUUUCUCUUUCUAGAGGAAUUUCCUUUUCUUCUUUCUUUCGGCCCUAUUUCAAAGCAUUUCAUUCUCCAGAUUUUGUUUUUCCACCCAGGAGCCCAACAAAGUUCGUGAAACUCGAGGUAUUUUUUGGUAGCUUCAACAAAGAAACGUAAAGCUACAUAAGUUGAGUUAGGAAAGGGAAGUUUCUGGUAUAAUGUUGGGGGGCAACAAUGGUAACCCGCUUCCUGUUUUCCUGGACGAGACUCAAUUUCGAUAUCAAACAAAUCCAGCAAAUCAAUUGCAGUUGUUUGGAAACUUCUUAUCUGCCCCAAGCAUGGUAACAUUACCAUUUUUUGUUGAAUGUGGAUGGACCGAUGGAGGAGUGCAAUGUUAUGGCUUUUGAACUUGUCCUGUUUAGUUACAAGCUGGAUGCAGUGUUGAUCCAGUUAAUUACUUUGGAAAUGAGCAUAUCAGUCCCAUGAUUCAGCCAAACAAAAGAAGCAGGGAAAUGGAAGAUAUCUCGAAGCAGAAAAGGCUUCAGAUUUCCUUAAAUUACAAUGUCUGCCAAGAUGAUGCUGAUCGAUCAGCAAGCAUUCCGAAUCCUAAUCCUGUGUCAACAGGAUUAAGGCUUUCAUAUGAUGACGAUGAGCGCAACUCAUCUGUCACUUCCGCAAGUGGAAGCAUGAAUGCUGCACCCUCUAUCUUGCUGUCACUCGGUGAUAAUAUCAGAAGCGAGCUUGAUAGGCAGCAAGAAGAGUUAGACCAAUAUAUUAAACUUCAGAAGGAACAAUUGUCAAAAGGAGUGAGGGACAUGAAGCAAAAACACAUGGCUUCUCUCCUUACUUCGAUUGAAAAAGGCGUUACUAAGAAGCUAAAGGAGAAAGAUAUAGAGAUUGAUAACAUGAACAGAAAAAAUAGGGAGCUAGCAGAUAGAAUAAAGCAGGUGGCUAUGGAAGCACAAAACUGGCACUACAGAGCCAAGUACAACGAGUCAAUCGUCAAUGUGUUAAAAAACAAUCUCCAGCAGGCAAUAUCUCAAGGAGUUGAACAAGGGAAGGAAGGAUUCGGAGACAGCGAAAUUGACGACACUGCUUCCUACAUAGAUCCUAAUAACCUCUUCAGCGUUGCAGGCGCACAGCAUAUGAAAUCCACGUACAAGAAUUACCAAGGCAUGGAGAACCUGAGUUGCCGAGCGUGCAAGGCGAAGGAGGUUUGCAUGUUGUUGAUGCCUUGUAGGCACCUGUGCUUGUGUAAGGACUGUGAUGGAUUUAUCAAUGUUUGUCCUGUUUGCCAAUUGAUUAAGACUGGAAGUGUGGAGGUAUAUCUCUCAUAAGUCAUAACUCGCAAAAUGGAAGUACUUAAAAAGAAAAAAAGAAUCACUGUUCUCUCUGUGAAAAAGUUCAUCAUAAUGUUCAAGUUAAAAAGUACUUGUCACCUAAAAAAAAUGAACUACUUCAAGGGAUAGUUCUAUACACUUGUGUUAAUAACACUACUACAUAUGCUCCUUGUACCAAAAGCCUAUUUUUAUGUAGACUUUUUUCACCAUGGAGCUUCACCUAAUUGCUGAUGAGAUGCAUCAAUUGUUUACAA